AUGUCAUACUCGUGGUAUAACGAAACUGCUAUCGCAAGAAAGACACGUCAGGCAUCUACAGACAAUGACUUCACCAUCUUGCAAACUAUACUAAUUGCAUUGGGGGCUCUGCUUGUUUUUGGAAUCCUGGAUAAUAUCACUCCGAUCUGGAAAGCACUAGGUCUCGAAUCAAACUCUGAGUAUUUCCAACCUCUAGAAACUGAGGAAUAUAUCAUUAUUGAGGAUGAUCAAAAGGGUACAGAUGAAAGCCAACGGCCGCUGAUGACCCCGGCUGAACCCAGAAGAAAUUCCAGGGGAAGAGGCAGAAAGCAGGUCCAGGAUGAAGACUCUCUAACGACUCCAACCACUCUGAGAAGAAGCAGCAGGGUCAGAGAAAGAGAGGCCAAAAAUGGACUUCUUACACCUGUACCGACGCCAACAGCACCAGCGAGAAGUGCUAGGGCCAAGAGUAAAGGCAAGAGAAAGAAUAUCCUAACUGAGUCGUUUGAUGACUUUUACGAGCCGGUUCCAACUCCUACUGGACAGAAAAAAAUCAUCAAAGGCAGAGAGAAGCAGAUCGUACUUGAUGAAUAUGAAGCUUUCAUGAAUGAGCCUGAAGAAAAGAAGAGCAAGAAGUCAUCAGAAGUUGACUUUGACUAUGAGGGAUACUCCACCCCUUGA
This is a messenger RNA of Botrytis porri, 660 nucleotides long. RefSeq lists its product as uncharacterized. The record is from RefSeq and is a predicted model, not a curated record. NCBI's taxonomy places the organism in Eukaryota, Fungi, Ascomycota, Leotiomycetes, Helotiales, Sclerotiniaceae. The transcript has a single exon. Bases 1 to 660 code for a protein of 219 amino acids.